Oncorhynchus tshawytscha (Chinook salmon) is the source of this 3986-nucleotide messenger RNA. Its product is annotated as abl interactor 1. Gene Ontology annotation, cellular component: intracellular anatomical structure; lamellipodium. Lineage: Eukaryota; Metazoa; Chordata; Actinopteri; Salmoniformes; Salmonidae. The record is from RefSeq and is a predicted model, not a curated record. Bases 174 to 1673 code for a protein of 499 amino acids. Gene Ontology annotation, molecular function: SH3 domain binding. The transcript has 11 exons.
AACCAAUCACAGUUGACAACGAGUCCAGAGCGCGGUCAAAUGUAACAGUGAUAAAAUCGAGGCCAGAAGUGCCACAAUACCAGGCGGGGGAGCCCCUUUCUCACCACACCAAAAGCAGCAUCGCUUUGCCUCAUUGAAAGGAAAGGGAGGAGAGAAAUGCAGAAGGAUGUAAGAUGGCAGAACUACAAAUGUUGCUAGAGGAAGAAAUUCCGGCCGGUAAACGAGCGCUUGUGGAAAGCUACCAAAAUCUAUCGAGGGUUGCAGAAUACUGUGAAAACAAUUAUGUACAGGCCCAGGACAAGAGGAAAGCUCUGGAGGAGACGAAAGCCUACACCACCCAGUCCCUGGCCAGCGUGGCCUACCAGAUCAAUGCCUUAGCCAACAACGUGCUGCAGCUGCUGGACAUCCAGGCCUCGCAGCUGCGCCGGAUGGAGUCCUCCAUCAACCACAUCUCUCAGACGGUGGACAUACACAAGGAGAAGGUGGCGAGGCGAGAGAUUGGCAUCCUGACCACCAAUAAGAACACGUCGCGCACGCACAAGAUCAUUGCCCCCGGCAACAUUGAGCGGCCGGUCCGGUACAUCAGGAAGCCCAUCGACUACACACUGCUGGACGACGUGGGCCACGGUGUCAAAUGGCUUAAAGCCAAGCAACAAGGCAACAACCAACCAACGAGGGGAGGAGGAGGAGGAGGGACAUUAUCCAGGACCAAUCCGCCCACACAGAAACCCCCGAGCCCGCCCAUGGCUGGACGUGGAACUCUUGGGCGAAACACCUCCUAUAAGACCCUGGAGCCAGUCAAGCCGCCAACAGUCCCCAACGACUACAUGACCAGCCCUGCCCGACUAGGCAGUCAGCACAGCCCUGCACGCACAGCCUCCCUCAACCAGAGACCCAGAACACACAGUGGCAGCAGUGGGGGUAGCGGGGGGCGAGAGAACAGCGGUGGCAGCAGCAUUAGUGUUCCUCUGGCCGUGCCCACGCCCUCCCCUCCCAGCCUGGGACCAGCAGCGGCCCACCAAGGCCCAGGCCUGGGUCCCAUCCCUAUGGCCCAGUUUGGCACCAUCUCACGACAGGUCUCCCGCCACAACUCAGCCACUUCCUCAGCCUCCAUGGUGUCGGCCACGGGUACCUACCGCCGGGCGCCCUCCGGCAGCUCCCAUUUCUCCAUGUCCCAGCAGCCCCACCUCAACGGGGGCCCUGCCUACCCCCAAAACUCAGUGUCUGUAGCUCCUCCUCCUCCUCCUAUGGUCCAGCUGACACCUCAGAUCCCCCUGACCGGCUUUGUGGCCAGAGUUCAGGAGACCAUUACAGACGACCCGGUGCCCCCUCCACCGCCCCCUCCCGAGGACGUGGUCAUGUUUGACGAGCCCUCGCCCCCUCCCCCGCCCCCGCCCGUGGACUACCAGGGGGAUGAGGAGGCGGCCGUAGUGCACUACAAUGACCCCUACUCUGACAGAGACCCCCACUGGGCCCCCAAGGCCUACGCUGAGAAGGUGGUGGCCAUUUAUGACUACUCCAAGGACAAGGAGGACGAGCUGUCCUUCAUGGAGGGCUCCAUCAUCUACAUCAUCAAGAAGAACGAUGAUGGCUGGUACGAGGGCGUCUGCAACGGCGUCACCGGCCUCUUCCCCGGCAACUACGUGGAGUCCAUCAUGCACUACACAGACUAAGGGCGGCCAUUUUGAAUGAGAAAAAAACGCCAAGAUGUUACCAAAAAAAAACAAAAACAUUUUGAAUCAAGUGCUGUGUUUAGUAUUUGAAACGACAAGGUAGGUUUUAGUAAGAGGUUGGCUUUUUUUUUGGGGGGGGGGGUCAACUCUUAUCCACACAGCAACAUAUACAUUUUACUUUCACAGACACACAUAGAAAAAAAAGAAUAAAUCAAACAUAAAGAAGUGCAUUAGGACAUGACCGAAUGUUUGUUUUUGUCCAAAUCGCAGAUGUUAAGAAGCAAAAUAGUCUAUUUACUAUGCUACAUGUUGAAAAGGAGGGGUGGGGAGCUGGGCCAAGGGACCAGGAAUAGGGGACAUCAAAGGGGAAUACUGAGUGUAGAAGUCAAAAAGAACUGAACGUGAUUUUUCUUAUUUCUGGUGAUGGUUUGUUUUUGUUAUAUAACUUGUAUAUACUGUAAUGUGUGAAGCUGACAGUUGGUUUGCCAGUAGUGUGUUUUACUUGUGAGGUUGUUUUUUCUUCAUCGGUGUCUUUUGAUUGGUCAACAGCAAGCCAAGUUGUGCCAGAUACAGAUGGUUUAACUCAAUCAUAUUUUGUCGUUGUGUUUCGGGUAUUAUUUUAUUUUCUACCCUAGGCUCGGCCAAAUGUCACUUGAUAAGAAUGUUUUUAUUUUUUAAUGUGGAAAAUAAAGUGUAUCUUGCUUAUUUUGUAUGCUGUCAGGCUACUGUAGAAAAUGGUUCCUGAAAUGUGCUUAUUUUGUAUGCUGUCAGGCUACUGUAGAAAAUGGUUCCUGAAAUGUGCUUUGCUUCAAAUGGCAAACGUCAAGAAACAGAUUAUUGUACUUUUGUUCCAUCAUGGUUCCAUUGUGUUAGAAUGUCUGCUUAGUUCUCUUUUUAUACGACUUCAAUUUAUACGGUUUUGAUUUGCGACAUCCGGGUUGCGUUCAGGCUAUCCGACCGUUGCGUUAUCUUUUUUUCAAGUUAUAUCAUCCUGAGCUUUGUCAGUGGGGUCUGGAUAGGUGCUUAUCUUUGGUGCUUGGUAACAAGUAUCACCUUCCAUUAGCAACACAACCUCAGCCCGACGUCCUUGUUUUAUCAAAGAACGGUAUAGGCUGCUAGCCUACCUAUUGAGCAGUACAGGGUGAUUUGUAACGAUGCUAAAUGUUCAAUCUUGAACGUACCCUUGCUCUAUCCUUUCUAUCACAGUGGAUGUAGACAAUUUAGCAGUGCAUUGUUAUCUCAAAAUGUACUAAAACGAUUGUCUUAAAAAAGAAGAAGAAGACACAUUUGUGCCACACGUUUAUGAUGAAGUCGUAUUCCACACACAUUUCAGUGCAUCGUAAUACACAACUUUCUUGCAAACAUGACAUGAUGCUAUCUAUGACUUAAUACAGUUUAUGAUGAAAUACUUCCAUGCCAAAAUGUAGGCUGCUUGUGGUCGGAUGUCCAUACCUCUUACGUACUGACGUUUGAGGUUUAUUUGUCACGAGCCAUCAGUAAUGUUAAGAACAGGUUACGGUGAUGACCAUAGGUUACGGUUAUGACACUAUGAAGUAGACAUGUCGCACAGACAAAGGGAUGUUAAAGCUUGCCACGUGCAGACCGUGUAAUGCCAACAUAAUCAACAUGAACAGUAUUCAACCUCAAUGUAUGCAUGACUACAUGAAUACAUCAACAACAACAAAAACAUUUUUUUAUUUUUUAUUGUGAAUACUAAUUUGCCACGACAUCCAGUUAUUGAUUGUACUUUUAACUCUUCCAUCAGAGGUCAAUUUGGUGAGAAACAACUUUUUUCUACCUAAGCAUUUCCAGCACUGCAGUUGAUUGUUUUGAAAGACUCUGUCUGAGACUGCCGGUCAUGGUUUGGUAGCAGUUUUGGAUUUUGAUUUAUUUAUAUUUUCCUAGAAAAAUAUUAUUAGACAACCACUAUGUUUACCACUAAAACGUGAAACAUUUCGGGGCUCCACGGCACAAUGCGCCUUGAUUUGAUGUCUGUUUUUAUUAGAUGAAAUGUGGAAAAAAGUGUAUCUGUAACUUGACUGUUCAUGGGAGCAGAAUGUGAUAUUUCUCGUCUCGUCUCUCUUCUCCAAUCUGGAAAGCUGAAGCCGUUACAAAUGCCGUAAUAGAUAUUGAAAGGGAAUCUCUGAUUGAGCCGAUAAUAUGCAGUGUUUAUCGUGAAUGGAACAUUGCCUUCUUGUUGUAAAGCUGAACUUCUGCGAUGCGGAUCGAAUAGAGCCCCUGGUUUGUAUAUAUAAUGUGUUCAUUUACAUUUAUGUACAGUCUUUUUUUGUAAUAAACAGCUCACCGAAACAA